Messenger RNA from Aspergillus lentulus, 1503 nucleotides. The record is from RefSeq and is a predicted model, not a curated record. NCBI's taxonomy places the organism in Eukaryota, Fungi, Ascomycota, Eurotiomycetes, Eurotiales, Aspergillaceae.
AUGAGACAAGGGAAGCUCACUGGCGCUGAAGUCGCCAAGCACAAGUCCAAGGACUCCUGCUGGGUUAUCGUACAUGGGAAGGCGUACGAUGUUACAGAAUUCCUGCCAGAACACCCAGGUGGACAGAAAAUUAUCCUGAAGUACGCCGGAAAAGAUGCGACUGAAGAGUUCGACCCAAUCCACCCUCCCGAUACAUUGGACAAAUACCUUGACCGAUCGAAACACCUUGGCGAAGUGGACAUGGCAACCGUUGAACAAGAAGAGAAGGCUCAUGACCCCGAAGAAACCGAACGCCAGGAGCGGAUCAAGCGGAUGCCUCCACUGCAGGCUUGUUAUAACUUGAUGGACUUUGAGACCGUCGCUCGCAGCGUAAUGAAGAAGACUGCGUGGGCUUACUACUCGAGUGGUGCGGAUGAUGAGAUUACUAUGCGCGAGAACCACAAUGCCUUCCACAAGAUCUGGUUCCGUCCGCGAGUACUAGUCAACGUAGAGAACGUUGACUUCAGCACGACAAUGCUGGGUACCAAGGUCUCUGUGCCCUUCUAUGUAACAGCGACUGCACUUGGAAAAUUGGGCAAUCCGGAGGGAGAAGUUGUCUUGACUCGUGCGGCUCACAAACACAAUGUCAUUCAAAUGAUUCCCACCCUGGCCUCUUGUUCGUUCGACGAGAUUGUGGAUGCGAAGCAAGGAGACCAGGUACAAUGGCUGCAACUCUACGUGAAUAAGGACCGCAACAUCACCAAGCGCAUUGUUCAGCACGCCGAAGCACGCGGCUGCAAGGGUCUUUUCAUCACGGUCGAUGCGCCGCAGCUCGGCCGUCGCGAGAAGGACAUGCGGUCCAAGUUCUCCGAUGUUGGUGCCAGUGUUCAAGCCAGUGGCGGGGACGAAGUGGACCGCUCUCAGGGUGCCGCUCGAGCCAUCUCAUCCUUUAUCGAUCCUUCUCUUUCCUGGAAGGACAUCCCCUGGUUCAAGUCCAUUACCAAGAUGCCCAUCAUCCUCAAGGGGGUACAAUGCGUGGAGGACGUCCUGCGCGCAGUCGAGGUGGGUGUGGAUGGUGUCGUCCUCUCCAACCACGGCGGUCGCCAGCUCGAGUUCGCCCGGUCGGCCAUCGAAGUCCUGGCCGAGGUUAUGCCUGCCCUCCGCGAGCGCGGCUGGGAGAACAAGAUCGAGGUCUACAUCGAUGGUGGCGUCCGUCGCGCCACCGAUAUUCUCAAAGCACUCUGCCUCGGUGCCAAGGGCGUCGGUAUCGGGCGGCCCUUCCUCUUUGCCAUGUCCACGUACGGCCAGCCCGGCGUGGAGCGCGCCAUGCAGCUCCUCAAGGACGAAAUGGAGAUGAACAUGCGCUUGAUCGGCGCCAGCAAGAUUGAGGAGCUGAACCCUAGCCUGAUCGACGUCCGCGGUCUGACCAGUGGCCACCAUGCUCCGGUGCCGUCCGACACAUUGACCCUUGGUGCGUACGAUCCGCUGCAGGCUCCGCGAUUCAGCGAGAAAUCUAAGCUGUAG